AUGGCCAAGGCAAAAAAGAGAGCCGUGAGUGACUCGGAAGAAGAAUAUGAAGAGGUCAUGUCAGAUAAUGACCAGGACAAGGACUCAGACAAAGAUGCUGAGCCAGAGGAGACAGGGACGACUUCAUCUAUUAACACUCCUAUUGAAAUGGCUUGUGCCGCCAAAGACGCAGACAAAAUCGUAAAGACCAUGGUUGUCAUCAUAAUAGACAAUUCCAGUAGGCCUCCAGGCCUCAACAUAUAUGAAGUUUCAAGCCAGCAAUCUUCCCAGAGCUCUGCAAAUGGCUCGUCGGAUAUAGCAGCUGAUGAUGGAUGUUCUCGUGCCUCUUCACCUCUGGUGUCAGUUGAUGAAGUGGAAACAUGA
Messenger RNA from Stereum hirsutum FP-91666 SS1, 363 nucleotides. RefSeq lists its product as uncharacterized. The transcript has 5 exons. Lineage: Eukaryota; Fungi; Basidiomycota; Agaricomycetes; Russulales; Stereaceae. The coding region runs from base 1 to 363 and encodes 120 amino acids. The record is from RefSeq and is a predicted model, not a curated record.